Juglans microcarpa x Juglans regia is the source of this 2688-nucleotide messenger RNA. RefSeq names its product putative U-box domain-containing protein 50. Gene Ontology annotation, molecular function: ubiquitin-protein transferase activity; protein kinase activity; ATP binding. NCBI's taxonomy places the organism in Eukaryota, Viridiplantae, Streptophyta, Magnoliopsida, Fagales, Juglandaceae. The record is from RefSeq and is a predicted model, not a curated record. Gene Ontology annotation, biological process: protein ubiquitination; protein phosphorylation.
AAGAACGCAGUCCAACGGCAGCCUUCUCUCGGACUUUUUGACGGAAUUUUCACACGGAAUCUUCCAACACCCUUCGCCUUUCAAUUCGCUUACCUGUAAGCGGGACUUGGAGUCCGUUUAUGUUGUUGAAUUUCCCCGGAAUUUAUUCGACUCAAUGUAUAACAGAGUUGAUUGAAUUCUAGCUUGUGGUAGACGAUGGAUGCUGAAGCGGAGAAAGUCUAUGUUGCAGUCGGAAAUGAUAUCGAAGAUGGAUUUAGGACCUUGGAGUGGACGCUUAGAAAAUGGAAUUCUCAACAAAUCUCCGUCGUCGUUCUCCAUGUAACUGCCAACGUCUACCCAGAUUUUGUUUACACACCAUUUGGGAAACUACCUGCAAGUGUUGUAUCCGAGGAGAAACUAGAAAUUCUUCAGAAAUAUGAACGAGAAAAGAUUGAGAAGUUGCUUUCCAAUUAUAUAAAUUUCUGCGGCAAGGUGAAGUGUGAGAUAUUGAAAGUCGAGAAACAUGAUGAACCCAUACAGAGGCUCAUCCUAGAUUUGAUUUUUCGCCUCCAAAUAACCAAAUUAGUCAUGGGGUUCACAUUCAUGAAGUCCUCGUCGUGGAAAUCGAAGGGCAUGAUUAGUGGGUCGUUUUUCAUUCAUCAGCACAAGCCGGAUUUUUGCGAGUUUUACAUAAUUUGUGGAGGAAAGCAGGUGCUCCUUAGAGGACAAAAAGAUCAGGAAGAAAUCAUGGAGGACGAACAAGGAGGUACGGUUGCAAGAAUGAGAAAUAAGUCUUCUCUCAAAAGUUGGGUAGGGAGAUUGAUGUUCUCCGAUCAAACAAAUCCCCCAGAAAGAAAUUCUCGCUACUCACCUACUUCAUCAUCAAAUUUGGAACCACCCAGUUCACAAAAUCAGUGGGAGAUUCAUGUCCAAGAAAUUGAGAGUUAUUUCCAGCAGCUGUUGUCUUCAGAUUUGGAUGCAGAUGAUCCUGCCCAGGAGAAUGAGAGAUUCCAAGCUAGCCCAGCAGAAUCUGAGAACACUGAUUCCACCAUGAGUCCCGAAGAAAAAAUCGAAUCUCUAAGGAGUAAAAUUAGUCAAGUCCAGCAGGAAGUUGAGUUGAAGAGAAAAGAAGCCAAGGACAACCUUGGAAGGCAUGCAAAAGCUGAACGGGUCCUUUCUUUAUGCAUCCCACGGGCUGAAGAACUUGAAGCUUGGAUAAAAGAGGAGGUUAAGAAUCGAUCAGAGUUGGAGAAAAGAUUAGACGCAGAAAAGGAACACAUGAACGAAGUAAUAAUCGACAUUGAAGAAAGCAAGAAGAGGCUAAGUUCCAUGAUACAGCUCCAAACCGAGCUCUCGAACAAGCUGCAGAUUUCCACAUUGGCAAAGUCACAAGCCGAGGCCCAGCUGGAAAAGGCAGUGGUGACGAGGGCAGAGAUGGUGAAGGAAAUCGAGGAAUUUCGGAGACAAAGAGAUGUGUUCAACAGAAGGAUCGAGUUUUGCAAAGAAAAAGAUGCCAUUGGAAUGGUUUCAAAGCUUAAUGGAGUGAGCUGUGGUUACAGAGAGUACACGUCCGAGGAGAUCAGAUUAGCAACGGAUAACUUUUCGGAGAGUAAGAGAUUGAAAUCUGGAGGGGACUGGACGAAUGUGUAUAGAGGGCGUAUGAAGCAUGGCACAGUUGCAAUCAAGCUGCUGAGUUCGAGCUGUGAGCUAUUCGAUGCAGCUUUCCAAGCUAAGGUGGAUCUACUAGGCCAUCUUAGACACCCGCAUUUGGUAGCAAUGGUUGGCCUGUGCACAGAGUUAAAAUGCCUUGUGUUUGAAUACAUGCACAAUGGCAACUUAAGGGACAUCUUAUCUCCCUCCGGCAGAAGCUCUAGGAGAAGAAAUAAUCAGGUACUUCAAUGGCAUGACCGGAUCCGCAUUGCGAUCCAGGUUUGCUCGGGCCUGGGCUUCCUCCAUACGGCACAGCCCAAGCCCAUGAUUCAUGGACACCUCGCCCCCUCUAACAUACUCCUUGAUUACCAUCAUGUGGCAAAGAUUAGUGGUUAUGGGCUCUCACAAGCCCAUAAUGAAUGCGAGAAGUGGUUGGACAUUCGGGCUUUUGCCAUAAUGCUACAUCUUCUCACUGGGAGAAAUUGGGCUGAAUUAGUUGAGGAAACGCCGACAACGGAAAGGGCAGCCUCGGCCCAGUUUCUGGAUGAGAUGGUCGUAGAUUGGCCGUUGGGUGUGGCGGAGGAGUUUGCAGGCUUAGCAACGAGGUGCUUGUCCGUUAACCGUGAGCUCGAGACAGACCUAAGCAUUACAAGGGUAAUGGAACAGCUAAAUAAGAUUAAGAACAAGGCAAAUGAUGUAAUGGAAAGAGGAGAAUCUGAGGCAGUGAUGAAUGGAGGUGUUGAUGAAGCAGAUCCAUACGAUGCUCCCAAAGUUUUCCUCUGCCCCAUUUAUCAGGAUAUAAUGAAGAACCCACACGUGGCAGCAGAUGGAUUUUCGUAUGAGCUAGAAGCCAUAGAGGAAUGGCUGGCAACGGGGCACAAUACUUCACCAAUGACAAACUUGCGACUCAAGCACACACAGCUCACACCUAAUCACACCCUACGUUCACUCAUUCAGGAUUGGCAAAGUAAAAGAUCAACAACUGCCUUCCGACUACACUAAUUUCUUUUGUAUUUGUACCAAACAAAGAGUAAAUCAAGUUCUCUCUCUUUUUCUUUU